Molecule: messenger RNA, 9914 nt
Organism: Coregonus sp. 'balchen'
Lineage: Eukaryota; Metazoa; Chordata; Actinopteri; Salmoniformes; Salmonidae
Source: the annotation of a GenBank genome assembly
AUGGCGGUGAGCAAGGAACAAGAUGGGCGACCAGGGAAGCCGCCAGGAAAGGAAUCUCAACGUUUGAUUAUAGCCAAAACUCCCGUAGAGGAGCAGCGCCUGAAGUUGGAGAGAUUGAUGAGAAACCCUGUAAGUGGCUGGGGUGGUUCUGGCCUUUGAGGAUAUCUUCAAAUGGGCACAUGUUUAUCUCCACAGCUAGCAAACGAUGUUAGUUAGCACCAACAGCAGUGAAUCUGUGCUUACUUUUAUGGUAGGUAACUAGAACAGCGAGUGACUAUAGCUACUAACGUUAGCUAGUUAAUUUAUCGUAAAAAAUCAACGAAUACUUACGUAUGUUUGCAGGAUAAACCUGCUCCUAUCCCAGACCGACCGAAAGAAUGGAACCCCCGGGCUCCUCCGGAGUUUGUGCGGGAUGUGAUGGGUAAGCCUGCAAUCUGGCGGAUGAAUUUGUGAAUUCUCAGGUAGCGGCAUGUGCGGUUCCCUUUUAUUGAAGCCCAAGAGUAGAGCGAUCCCUUGCAAGAGAGAGCCAUAUUGACGGGCAUUUUUUGAAAUCACUUUAGCCCAGGCAAUAUGUUUUAAACCCACUGAUGAGAUAUGUAAUUAAUCUCCUCCAGGCUCCAGUGCAGGAGCUGGCAGUGGAGAGUUCCAUGUGUACAGACACCUUCGCAGGCGAGAGUAUCAGAGACAGGACUUCCUGGACAAGAUGACUGAGAAGGUGGGCAUCUUGUUUUUUUUAAGGGGGUGCCCCACGGAUAGCCGACUACAUCAUUUCUCAUCUGAACCAAUUUCUUUCAAGCGUGGGGUUAACCAAUAAGAAACACAUAACAUUUUUACUUGCAGCAAAAGAUGGAUUUGGUCUAUCUUGACAAGGUCUCAGAUAACCAACAGGCAGCUGAUGAAAGAACAGCCAAACGCAGGAAGAAAAGGUUGGUGCAUUAAUCAAGGACAUACUAAAAAUAAAAUGUAUUGAGCCUAUGGCUUUUAUUCUUUGAGUCUCUGCUGUAAACUUUAUACUUGCUGAUGGUUUAUGUUACACAUAUGUAUGUGAUAUGUAUGUGUAUUUCAGGGAAAAGCUGAAGCAGAAGAAGCUUAUGGCAAAAAAAGCCAAGCAGGAUGCCAACAAAGGUGAAGGUAAAUGAAAAAACGACAUUUAAGUGAUGGAUUUUAUUGAAACGUCCCCUUCAGAUGUUUGAAGUGUGACAGAACAAGUCCACUACUUGUUUUGCUAUUGCCACACUUACAAAAAAAGAUAGCAGUUUUGAAACUACAGUAAAAGUGCAGUAACUGCAGUCGACUGUGGUAUUUUGGACGCAGUAAUUGCAGAGUUACUGCAGUUAUACUGCAAAAUUACUGCAGUAAAAAAACUUAUUUUGGAUGCAGUAUUUGCAGCAUACUGCACUCUAACUGGCAUGGAACUUAAGCCUAUGAGUGUUUUAACGAUGCAUUGUUUUCGUAACGGCCAAAGAUGUAACAUGCGUUUCCCAAAACACAUUGACAUUUUAGUCAUUUAGCAGACGCUCUUAUCCAGAGUGAAUUACAGGAGCAAUUAGGGUUAAGUGCCUUGCUCAAGGGCACAUCGACAGAUUUGUCACCUAGUCGGCGCGGGGAUUAGAACCAGAGACCAUUCCCUUUUUUGCAUAUUCGAAUCUGAUAUUUUUUCCUGUAGUUUGUACAGCCAAAGAGCACAUGGAAUCAGAUAUUUCCAUCCACAUUUCAAACCACUUUCAUAGGUGGUUUAAAAUCAGAUAUUAAUCUGAUUCCUGGCCAUGGAUCUUUUCUGAACAGUUAAAUCUGAUUUAUUUGCCCUCAAGUGUUUAAGAGUUAUUUGGCAUAUCCUGGCCCUUGCUAGUUAGAACAUGCUAACUAGCUUGUUAAUUGUUUACAAACAAAUGCGUGAAUGUGCUAGCAAGCUAAACAGCUACUGUGGGGGAAAAAAGUAUUUAGUCAGCCACCAAUUGUGCAAGUUCUCCCACUUAAAAAGAUGAGAGGCCUGUAAUUUUCAUCAUAGGUACACGUCAACUAUGACAGACAAAAUGAGAAUUUUCUUUCCAGAAAAUCACAUUGUAGGAUUUUUAAUGAAUUUAUUUGCAAAUUAUGGUGGAAAAUAAGUAUUUGGUCCUUGCUGAUGGAAGGAGGUUUUCACUCAAAAUCUCACGAUACAUGGCCCCAUUCAUUCUUUCCUUUACACGGAUCAGUCGUCCUGGUCCCUUUGCAGAAAAACAGCCCCAAAGCAUGAUGUUUCCACCCCCAUGUUUCACAGUAGGUAUGGUGUUCUUUGGAUGCAACUCAGCAUUCUUUGUCCUCCAAACACGACGAGUUGAUUUUUACCAAAAAGUUAUAUUUUGGUUUCAUCUGACCAUAUGACAUUCUCCGAAUCCUCUUCUGGAUCAUCCAAAUGAGCUCUAGCAAACUUCAGACGGGCCUGGACAUGUACUGGCUUAAGCAGGGGGACACGUCUGACACUGCAGGAUUUGAGUCCCUGGCGGCGUAGUGUGUUACUGAUGGAGGCUUUGUUACUUUGGUCCCAGCUCUCUGCAGGUCAUUCACUAGGUCCCCCCGUGUGGUUCUGGGAUUUUUGCUCACCGUUCUUGUGAUCAUUUUGACCCCACGGGGUAAGAUCUUGCGUGGAGCUCCAGAUCAAGGGAGAUUCUUGAUGCACACGGGAAACUGUUGAGCAUGAAAAACCCAGCAGCUUUGCAGUUCUUGACACACUCAAACUGGUGCGCCUGGCACCUACCAUACCCCAUUCACAGGCACUUAAAUACACUGCUCAAAAAAAUAAAGGGAACACUUAAACAACACAAUGUAACUCCAAGUCAAUCACACUUCUGUGAAAUCAAACUGUCCACUUAGGAAGCAACACUGAUUGACAAUACAUUUCACAUGCUGUUGUGCAAAUGGAAUAGACAACAGGUGGAAAUUAUAGGCAAUUAGCAAGACAUCCCCAAUAAAGGACUGGUUUUGCAGGUGGUGACCACAGACCACUUCUCAGUUCCUAUGCUUCCUGGCUGAUGUUUUGGUCACUUUUGAAAGCUGGCGGUGCUUUCACUCUAGUGGUAGCAUGAGACGGAGUCUACAACCCACACAAGUGGCUCAGGUAGUGCAGCUCAUCCAGGAUGGCACAUCAAUGCGAGCUGUGGCAAGAAGGUUUGCUGUGUCUGUCAGCGUAGUGUCCAGAGCAUGGAGGCACUACCAGGAGACAGGCCAGUACAUCAGGAGACGUGGAGGAGGCCGUAGGAGGGCAACAACCCAGCAGCAGGACCGCUACCUCCGCCUUUGUGCAAGGAGGAGCAGGAGGAGCACUGCCAGAGCCCUGCAAAAUGACCUCCAGCAGGCCACAAAUGUGCAUGUGUCUGCUCAAACGGUCAGAAACAGACUCCAUGAGGGUGGUAUGAGGGCCCGACGUCCACAGGUGGGGGUUGUGCUUACAGCCCAACACCGUGCAGGACGUUUGGCAUUUGCCAGAGAACACCAAGAUUGGCAAAUUUGCCACUGGCGCCCUGUGCUCUUCACAGAUGAAAGCAGGUUCACACUGAGCACAUGUGACAGAGUCUGGAGACGCCGUGGAGAACGUUCUGCUGCCUGCAACAUCCUCCAGCAUCACCGGUUUGGCAGUGGGUCAGUCAUGGUGUGGGGUGGCAUUUCUUUGGGGGGCCGCACAGCCCUCCAUGUGCUCGCCAGAGGUAGCCUGACUGCCAUUAGGUACCGAGAUGAGAUCCUCAGACCCCUUGUGAGACCAUAUGCUGUUGCGGUUGGCCCUGGGUUCCUCCUAAUGCAAGACAAUGCUAGACCUCAUGUGGCUGGAGUGUGUCAGCAGUUCCUGCAAGAGGAAGGCAUUGAUGCUAUGGACUGGCCCGCCCGUUCCCCAGACCUGAAUCCAAUUGGUGUUUGGACAGUCAGUAUUCCUCAGUAAUUUUCCAUCCAAGUUGUCAGACCCUGGUGGCUUGUCAUUGUUGAUAGACAACAAUAAUGUCUUCACUUCCACACUCACUUUACAGAAUUCAAAAUUACAAUGCUUGUCUUUCAUAAUUUGGUCAGAUAUACUUGGAUGUGUAGUGUCAGCGUUUGUUGCUUGCAUGUCAUGCCUAAAUUUGCUAAUCUUGCCAAGUAGUUGGCAAAAUGUGAGGAAUGAGCAAUGUAAUUCAAUGAAUGAUGGCGCUGUGUUUGCCUUUUUGCCCAAAAUGUCAUUUAAGGUGCUUCAAAGCUAUUUACUAUAAUUUUUUUGUCAUUUGUCUUUGUUUCAUAGUAUAGUUUCUUCUUAUUUUUAUUGAGUUUAGUCACAUGAUUUCUCAAUUUGCAGUACGUUUGCCAAUCGGUUGUGCAGCCAGACUUAUUUGCCAUUCCUUUUGCCUAAUUUACAUUUUAGUCAUUUAGCAGACGCUCUUAUCCAGAGCGAUUUACAGUUAGUGAGUGCAUACAUUUUUCACACUGGCCCCCCGUGGGAAUCGAACCGACAACCCUUGGGUUGCAAGCGCCAUGCUCUACCAACUGAGCUACAGGAGGCCUCAUCCUGCUCAACCUUCAGCUAUCCAUGGGGAUUUAACUGUUUUUAGUCUUUUUCUUAAUGGUUGCAUGCUUAUUAGUAACUGGGAUAAGCAAUUUCAUAAAUGUUUCAAGUGCACUGUCUGGUUGCUCCUCAUUAUACACCACAGGCCAACAUAUAUUCUUUACAUCAACAACAUAGGAAUCACUACAAAACGUAUUAUAUGACCUCUUAUACACUAUAUUAGGCCCAGCCUUUGGAACUUUGGUUUUCCAAGAUAUGGCAACUAUAUUGUGAUCACUACAUCCAAUGGAUUUGGAUACUGCUUUAAAGCACAUUUCUGUAGCAUUAGUAAAGAUGUGAACAAUACAUGUUGAUGAUUUAAUUCCUGUGCUGUUUGUAACUACCCUGGUAGGUUGUCUGAUAACCUGAACCAGGUUGCAGGCACUAGUUACAGUUUGAAGCAUUCUCUUGAGUGGGCAGCCUGAUGAAAGCCAGUCAAUAUUUUAAUCACCCAGAAAAUAUACCUCUCUGUUGAUAUCACAUACAUUAUCAAGCAUUUCACAUAUGUUAUCCAGAUACUGACUGUUAGCACUUGGUCUAUAGCAGCUUCCCACCAGAAUGGGCUUUAGGUGAGGCAGAUGAACCUGUAGCCAUAUUACUUCAACAGUGUUUAACAUGACAUCCUCGCUAAGCUUUACAGGAAUGUGGUUCUGUAUAUAAACGGUAACACCUCCACCUUUGGCUUUUCUGUAGAUAUAUAACCAUGUAUUGCUACCACUGUAUCAUCAUAGGUAUUAUCUAAGUGAGUUUCAGAGAUUGUCAGAAUAUGAAUGUCAUCUGUUACUAACAAAUCAUGUAUUUAUUUCAUGAACCUUGUUUUUUAAGCUACAUAUGUUAACGUUGGCUAUUUUUAGCACUUUUCUGGGAUGCUUGAUUGUUUUCAUUGCUUUACUGGGAAGCUUAGCAGAAGUAGACAUGCUCAUGUUAUUUAUGUUCAGGGUGAGCUGCACACAGUGGACUUCCUACUAGGGCACACUACCUCAGUGCUAACAGUAUAACUCUGGUUCAUAGGCACAUGACUACUGCAUACAAUAGCUGUGGGAUCAGCAGAAGCUUUCAGGGCAGUAAGAGGGACAUAAAUUAGGUUACUUACAUUGUGCCUUCCAACGUCCCUGGGAUAAUGUACAUUUGCUGAAGCGUUAUGACAACUCAGCAACACUAUGGUAGAGAUUAACUUAGCUGGGCUUGGGUCAUUGAUAAGUCAUUGUCUCAACUUAGCCUUAUAAUGCUGUGAAAGGAACCAGGAACCCAAAUGAUUUGGGUGGAUCCCAUCCUCUUUAUAAAAUGAGCUUUGUUUCCAGAAGGUAUCAAAAUUGUUAAUAAAUGUUACACCCACAGAGCUGCAAUAGUCUUGUAGCCAAUUAUGGAGGGCUAAAAGUCUGCUGAAACGUUCAAUGCCACGAUUUAGGGAGGGCGGAGGGCCAGAUAUUAUGGGUUGUUUGUUCGUGUCAAGCAGUGACCAAAUCAGUUCUUUAAACCCAUCUUCAGCUGUUCUGAACUGCCCUUCAUAAUGUCAUUGAAUCCCACAUGAACUAUGAUAGACGCAAUUUCCUGAUGCUGGUUUAAAGUGUUUGGGAUCAGCUUAUUGAUGGCCUGUACUCUUGCUCCUGGAUAGCACAAAGUUUUUGCUCCAGGGACUGAGACAUUUCUCACCAUUGAACUGCCCAAUACAACGGCCGGAGAAGGGAAUGGAGAAAUCUGCCCAUUCCUAGCCUUUACACAAUUCGUUGAACAAUUCGUUUGAAAAAGUGUACAUGUAAUGUUGGUGAUUUACUGCCACCUGCAGAACUCCUGAACCAACUCUCGUGUCAUUCAUGUAUUGUGUCCACUAGAUGGCGGUGAUAUAGCUUGAACCAUAGGCAACCCAAUUUUAAGAAUACUCUGAUUAGGGCUGUGCUGUGACGGUAAUGGAAUAUACAAGGUGUUGUGUAGGAACUAGAAUAUUCCAGUUAUAUUUCUGCUGUGCGCAGCCUUGACAGAUCCCAUGUGAUGAUACAGGGAUAAGCCUAUUGUUUGCUGUGUUAUAGGCUAUAGCCCUAUUUAGACUGAACUAGUAUUACUAGAGACGUUCGUAAUAUUAGUUUGUUUCAAUGUUUAUUCGCCACAUGCACAGGAUACAACAGGUGUAAAACAGUACAGUGAAAUUCUUACCUCGAGAGCUCUUUCCCAACAAUGUAGUGAUAAUUAUAAUAUAGGGUAAUAGAAAAUAUAAUGAAAAGUAAGAAUAAAAACCACACAAACUACGAUGAGUUAAAGAAACACGAGAAUGCAAAUGUAAACAGGUCAAUACCAGUACCUUAUUCAAUGUAUAGGUGUACUGGAGAAGGGUUUAGGUUGGUUUAUACAUAAAAAGUGACUGGUAGUAGGAAUAUAUAAAUACUACCUGAUGAAGCUGAUUGAGAGAAUGCCAAGAGUGUGCAAAGUCUGUGGGAGAGAGAAAGCACUAAUUGUUAGCCAUGUAAGGCCAGGGGAUAGAAGCUGUUUAGGAGAGUGUUUUUCUGAGCCUUGAUGCACCGGUACCGCCUGCCGGAUCGGAGCAUGGAGAACAGUCCAUGUCUUGGGUGGCUGGAGUGUUUCGCAAAUUGGAGUGGGUCUGGGAUGAUGGCGGUGAUGUGUGCCAUGACCAGCCUCUCAAAGCACUCCAUGAUUACGAUGUUAGUGCUACAGGGCGGUAGUCAUUGUGACGGGUAGCCUUGGAGUUCUUGGGAACAGGAAUGAUGGCCAGGUUGAAACAAGUAGCGAUUAAGGAAGUCAGUGUUUGGUCUAUAGAAACAGUCCUUUAGCUUUCUAAAUCUGGGUUUGCUUUUGAACACAAUUGCUGCGCUCCUCUGGAGAGGAGACUUGACUUCUAUACAGCAGUCUGAAAGGCACAGUCACAUAGACACUCAAUAAGAAAGGACUAAAACAGAAACACAAAAACACAAUAUUAUAACAGUGUAUCAGGGGCGGCAGGUAGCAUAGCUGUUAAGUGUUGGGCCAGUAACUGAAAGGUUCGAAUACCCAAGCCGGCAAGGUGUAAAUAAUGUUGUUCUGCCCUUGAGCAAGGCAGUUAACUCCCAACAACAACUCUUCUCGGGUGCCUUUCAGACUGCAGUAUAGAAGUCAAGUCUCCUCUCCAGAGGAGCGCAGCAAUUGUGUUCAAAAGCAAACCCAGAUUUUAAGGCAGCCCCUCACACCUCUCUGACUCAGAGGGGUUGGGUUAAAUGCGGAAGACACAUUUCGGUUGAAUGCAUUGUUGUGCAACUGACUAGGUAUCCCCUUUCCCAGGUUGAUUACAGACUGGGACAAGGAGAGAUUGAAAAUGACUGUGAAGAUGCCUGCCAGCUGGUCUGCACAUGCUCUGAGAACACGCCCUGGGAUACCGUCUGACUCUGUGGCCUUGCGAAUGUUGACCAAAUUAAAAACCUUACUCAAGUCUGCCUUGGAGAGCGAGAUCACCCAGUCCUCUGGGACGGCGGGGGCCCUCGUGCACAGCUCGAUGUUGUUUUUGUCGAAGCGUGCAUAAAAUGCAUUGAGUUCGUCUGGUAGAGCGGCAUCGUUGGCUAGAUCACAGCUAGGUCUACCUUUUGUAAUCUGUAAUGGACUGUAGCCCCUGCCACAUGCGUCGGAGCCAGUGCAAUAGGAUUCCAUCUUGUUCCUAUAUUAUCCUUUUCCCUGUUUGAUGGCUCUGCGGAGGUCAUAGCGGGACUUCUUGGACGCGUUCCUGUCCUCAGCUGUAGCCUUGGGGUUGGCUGUGAUAGCCCUGUGUGUGGUAGCUCUGUCCUUUAGUUUAGCGCGUACCUCAGUGUUAAUCCAGGGCUUUUGAUUGGGGAAGCAGCGACCCUUCACUGUGGGGACAACGUCGGCGAUGCAUUUCUGAGGUGGUUACCUCGUCGAAUCUAUCGGCGGAGUCCCAAAACAUAUUCCAGUCAGCGCUAGCAAAGCAGUCUUGCAACAGCCUCCGAUUCGGCGUACUAUUUCUCAACGGAGCGCAUCACGGGUUCUUCCUGUUUGAGCUUCUGUUUGUAAACAGGAAAGAAGAGUAUAGAGACAUGAUCUGAUUUGCCUGGUGACCGACCUGACUAUGCCUGGCAGUGCCCCUCCCCUCUCUCUCCCUCGCUAGCUCGCUCUUUCUUUGAUGUGAAAGAUGCAAGAGUUUCUGUUGUCUGAAGUAGCCUACGGCAACUAUUCUGUCUCCUCCGUUGCAAAAAUACUGACUCUAAGGACUCGAUUCCUAGUGAAAUCGAAGCUUGACACCCAGAAAUUGGAUUCGAUACCAGGAGUCAAAGGGCAAGUAGUCGAGGAAUCAGGUAGUGGUGAACGACAUUAACUGGGCGAUUGAUUAUGAAUGCAUAUGGAGCCGUCUGACAAUAUCUACUAACCUAAAUAUUCAAGGCUAAUCAGUAGCCUACGUCAGCCUAGUUGCUUAGGCAAAUUGUAUUAUUAUUAUUUAUUUUGGGGUCUACUCUCCACGACUACAUGUUGCAUACAUACUUGACGUUCGCUAGCCUAGCAUGGAUCUCAACAUCGGUUUUUAUAACGUCAUUGAUGAUUGACUUUAGCUUAUAAAUGUCCACACUCACCAAGAAUGAUAUUUGAUAGCUAAUUUCAGCAUAGUGGUGAUUUAAGGGUGUAUGUUAGCAUAUUCUACCAUAUUUACAAACCAGCACUGUAGUACAGAUAAUGUUACAGCAUCAAAGGGAGCGCAUUUUGAAGGAGAGUGUGUGCGUUGGGAGGAGAUGGAGACAGUUUGAUAUAAAUGGAUUCAGGUAGCAAAACAAUUGUUAACAAUUAUAAAUUUACACUACUGCUAUUGGGAAAGUAUAUCUACUACUUGAAUGAAGUUGAUAAUACAUUCAUUUUAGAAAAUAUAUUUUGAAGACGGUUAUGGCGUUUUUUUUUUUUCAUUAACAUCGGUUACACGAUUAUGCAAUUAGCGUGCCAGCCCUAGCACUGAUCAUUGCCUGAUCGCUCCCAACCCAUAGAAAUCCCCACCCUGUUGACUACUUUUAAAUGGUGGAAGCCGUCAAUUGCAAUCUCCAUGCUAAAAGGAGUUAUAUUCAUCUAGAGCCCACUUUCACCUCGUAUGUUGUAAAUUGACUUGGGAAUGCAAAAUAUAAUCUAACGACGCACUUAGCAGUUCUACGAGUGGUUUGAUGCAUUCGUUAGAUUACAAGCGCAACGUUAUUAAUGAUGGUUUUGGGAAACAGAUCGGUUUCUUAGUGGAAAAUGUUAAGGGUAAUAAAUUAUGUCAGAAGAGGCUGAUUUUGAUUAUUUUUGGUGUCCCCUCUGUUUAGAUUCUGAGAAGUCCUCCUCCAGCAGUGAAGAGGACGACCAGGAGAGAGAGGCUGAGGAUGAUGCGGAGGCGCCCAGCUUCGUCAUGGGGAAG